CGAGUCUUGUAACCAAGCAUUGCCAGAUUUAAAGUGUACCAACCAUCCAUGAUGCAGAAUCUUGGUUCAAUGAGGUAUUGUGUUCUGAGGCAAUACAAGUUGCGGGCAAUGAGAGCCGUUACGGAGGUCAAAGGUCAGAGGUCAGCUAGCUCUAUGUCUGGCCUUACGAGGAAAGAGAUGAUAGACCGGAUCAUCAGGGUGGAUCACGCUGGAGAGGUCGGAGCUGAUAGGAUCUAUGCUGGUCAGCUUGCUGUACUCAAGAAUUCAUCAGUAGGACCACUCAUACAGGAAAUGUGGGACCAAGAGAAGCAUCACAAGGAGACAUUUGAGAGACUGAUCCCAGAACACAGAGUACGUCCCACAGCUCUGUUACCAAUCUGGAAUGUUGCAGGCUUUGUCUUGGGUGCUGGUUCAGCUCUGAUGGGAAAGGAAGCUGCCAUGGCCUGUACAGUAGCAGUGGAAGAAUCAAUAGGAGAACAUUAUAAUGACCAGAUCCGUGCGCUGAUCGAGGACGAUCCUGAGGUUCACAAGGAGCUAUUAGAAAUCAUCAAGGAAUUCAGAGAUGACGAGCUGGAACAUCUUAAUACAGGGCUUGAAAAUGAUGCAAAGAAGGCGCCCAUGUACUCGGCAAUGGAUGCGGUCAUCAAGACGGGAUGUAAGGCUGCUAUAUGGCUCUCGGAGAGAAUAUAAGACUUAAGACAUAAACACCUACAUUGCUUUAGAAGACAUGGUUCAAUUACUCCAACAAACUCUGCCUGGAAUUCCCAUCCUUUCAAGGACUCUACACAUUAGUCUUUUUCUCAAGCUGAACUUUAAAAGACCUUUGAAAGGCGCUAAGUGGGUACCCGGUAGGAUGCGAAAUUCUAUGAAGUGAGGAAAAAACUUGUUGGAAUAUUCCACUGGGAGUGGAGAAUGUGCAUAUAUUAUGUGUGGGUUAGCCAGCCAGAAUCCCAAGAUCAGGGUAGUAGUACAUCCAUUAAAUGCUUAAAGACAUCUCUCUGGUAUUUUAAAACAGAAAAAUAUUAUCAUUAAAAUGAUAGAUGAUAAGGGGGCUGUUUCAUAAAGCUGUUCGUAAGUUAGAGCGA
Molecule: messenger RNA, 1085 nt
Organism: Lytechinus variegatus (green sea urchin)
Lineage: Eukaryota; Metazoa; Echinodermata; Echinoidea; Temnopleuroida; Toxopneustidae
Gene: coq7
Product: 5-demethoxyubiquinone hydroxylase, mitochondrial-like
Exons: 6
Coding region: 49-690 (213 amino acids)
Biological process (GO): ubiquinone biosynthetic process; regulation of reactive oxygen species metabolic process; determination of adult lifespan
Cellular component (GO): mitochondrial inner membrane; nucleus
Molecular function (GO): 3-demethoxyubiquinol 3-hydroxylase activity
Source: RefSeq, a predicted model, not a curated record